This is a messenger RNA of Hibiscus syriacus, 3181 nucleotides long. RefSeq lists its product as uncharacterized. NCBI's taxonomy places the organism in Eukaryota, Viridiplantae, Streptophyta, Magnoliopsida, Malvales, Malvaceae. The coding region runs from base 199 to 2766 and encodes 855 amino acids. The record is from RefSeq and is a predicted model, not a curated record. Gene Ontology annotation, cellular component: nucleus. Gene Ontology annotation, molecular function: transcription corepressor activity. The transcript is spliced from 5 exons.
CAAGCGUUAAUCUUCGUUUUUUUUUCCCUUUUAAAUUAGCAGCAAAAAUACAGAGAGAAUUUUCCUUUUUGCUCUCUUAUUUUUAUCUUUCUCUCUGCUAAGUCCUCAAGAAUUCAACUCGUUUUCGUAUCCAUGGAAGCUAACCACUCUUUCACAAGGUUGGUUCUGAUACGUGGAAUUUAACUUGGAUUUCCUUAUAUGAAGAUGGACAUCACUCUUUUGGAUAAUGACGUGGAGGGCAUUGAAUAUGAACCAUCUGGGAAAUCACUUGCUUCGUGUUCCCUUUUGGAUGAAAUUUCCGGAGAUCCACAGCUGAUUCCUCGUGUUGGAGAUCAAUACCAAGCAGAAAUUCCACCUCUAGUUGGCGAAUGUCGGAGUUUACAGGUUGUAAUGCAGCCAGUGGAUGCGAAUGUCAUAUCGAAUGUCCUGAACCCUUUUACGGCAGGGUUGCCUAUCCCUCUUUUCUGGACAAAGACUGAAGUUGAAAGCAUAAAUGGUGCUUCUGAAUUUGAAAACAUUGAUGAGAGUCGCAUUACUUCGAGCCAUGGCUGUGGAGAGUAUAAAGUUGAAAAUCUAUAUCCUACAUUAGGUGAUAGGAAAGGCAUGGAAGAGAAUUCUGAGCUUCAACCUAUAACUGGGGGUAAGAUGGAUUCCGGUGCUUGUCCUCGCCCAGGCUCUUCGAGUGAAGUAUGGAAGGAUAUCGAACUUGACAGUUUUCUUCUCGGGCUAUACAUCUUUGGAAAAAACCUUAUCCUUGUGAAAAAUUUUGUUGAGAGUAAAGCCAUGGGAGAGAUAUUGUCUUUCUAUUAUGGAAAAUUUUACAAGUCCGAUGGAUAUAGUAGAUGGUCAGAAUGCCGAAAGUUACGAAGCAGACGGUGUGUUCAUGGACAAAAGCUGUUCGCUGGGUGGAGGCAACAUGAAUUAUUAUCUCGAUUAUUUUCUCAUAAUUCAAAAGAAUGUCAAGAUAUGUUGCUUGAGGUUUCUAAUAAAUUUGGAGAAGGAAAAGUUACCUUCGAGGAAUAUGUAUUCGCUAUAAGGAACACAGUAGGUAUUGGUAUGCUCGUAAACGCCGUAAGUAUUGGCAAAGGAAAGCUAGACCUCACUGGCAAUGCUAUGGAGCUAGUAAAAGUGAAUAAUGUAGUUUCUUUUCGUCCCGAAAUUCCGGUUGGCAAAGCUUGUUCUAGUCUUACGUCAGCAGAGAUUAUCAAGUUCCUGACUGGAGAUUUUAGGUUGAGCAAAGCUAGAUCUAACGAUCUUUUCUGGGAAGCUGUUUGGCCUCGACUUUUAGCUAGGGGUUGGCACUCUGAACAACCAAAAGAUCAGGCCUUUUCUGGUUUAAAGAAUUCUCUGGUGUUCCUUGUACCUGGUGUUAAGAAGUUUUCGAGGAGGAGACUAGUGAAAGGUGACCAUUAUUUUGACUCCAUUAGUGACGUUCUUAAUAAAGUUGCAUCGGAACCGGGCCUUCUUGAGCUUGAAAAUGAAGGGCCAAAAGGCAGCGGAGAGGACCUAGAAAAUAAGUUGGACCCUGUAAUAAAACAAGACCCUGAUACUAAUUCUCCAAAAGAUAAACGUAAUUGUUACCUCAAGCCGCGAAAAUCUGGCUGCAACCGAGAUCUAAUGAAGUUUACUAUUGUAGAUACUAGUUUGGUCAGAGGGGCUGAACGAUCUCAAGUUAGAGAGCUCAGAAGCUUACCUGUUGAAGCUACAAGCUUAUCCACCCCUUCUAGUAUUUCCAGCGAUUCUGAGGAGGAUACAUCGAGUGACUCUGAAGAUGAAACAGAAGAGACUAGUACUACAAAUGCCCCAGAAGCUGCCAUGGUUAAUGGGGGAGAAUGUGUCGACAUUUCGGAUUGUGUAAAUAGCAACUCAAAUAUUGCUAUUCCCCACACCUCUGAUAGAAGCUUUAUAUCAGUGGAAAAUCGAGAAAACCGCAACAGAAGUCUGCUUCAUGACUUGGAAGAAAAGAUUGAGAAGAAUGAUUUCAGCCAAAAGGUGAAGCGUAGCGAUUCAAAAAAUUCAGUUCCUGUUACUAAACUGAGGGUAUUGACCGAUUGUAUCAAUGGAGAAUCUAGCUGCAGUGUUGAAAACAUUUCAGUUGACAGGAUGUUAAAUGAGAACAAUUCACACUGUAGGUCUAAUUCGCCCGAUGCUUGUGAAGAUAUGGUUAUUCAAACGGGAUCACAAAACUUGUCACCUGCGAGUUCUAUGUCUAAAGGCAGUCCUGACCGGAGAAAGGAAGGCGUUGUUUCUGAAAACCGCUUGCAUGUAGAAGGAUUUCCGACAAAGACUCGGUCACAUAUAAUGAUAGACUUAAAUGUUCCUCAGGUUUCAACUGGGUUCGAAACUGAUGGACCCUUCUUCUCAGAUAUGGUGCAAAACAGUGACAAUUCUUGUUCACAGAUAUCUUUCUUUCAGUCUGAGAUAACAGUGCAGCCCGAGUCAUUGAAUUCGAAGAUUCCCGAUAAAGGUGCUGACGUCAAUCAGCAUCCUUCAUCGCAAAACCGGAGGCAGAGCACUAGGAACAGACCGCUAACCACAAAAGCAUUAGAAGCUCUUGAAUGUGGGUUCUUCAAUCCCAAGAGGAAGAGAAAGACAGCAGAGGCUUCCCAGAAUAACUCACGACGAGUACGUUCGAGGCCUCAUGUUAGUGCCCAUUUUAGAAACGGUGCUAAUAACCCCAACAUGGGUGGAACUAAGGAUGGUUUCUGCAGUGCCAAGAACACAGCCAGUCAGUCUCACAUCACAAUCCGAGACACUGAGAAAUGAGCGGUGAAUCGCAACAUACAAACUGUUCCAGAAAGAAACCACACACCCCCACCAUGUCCUCCGAAGCACUGCAUUUUUCGGUGAUUGCUCAUUUCGAUUUUUGUAUUUCCCUAGUCAAUCAUGUAUUCACUGCAACUGUCCGCAUGGUCGCUACCAAUGUCCGGCGAAAACCCGGAAGUUCAAAACAUGUUCAUCUUAAACAUAAGUCGGUUUCAACGAAUGUUGAUCUGAUUUGGGGUCAUAAUUUCCAGCCUAAAAACAACUAGCACAGGUGGUUCUUACUGUCUUCUUCAUAAUUUGACCUGCAAACAGAUGACUGUUAUUUUUCCAGUUAAUUUAUCUCUUUCCAAUACAAAAUCAUGUUGUCCAACCUUAACAAACUCGUCCUGUUGUUAAGUAAAGCGUGUUUGGUCUU